This is a messenger RNA of Bombyx mandarina (wild silkworm), 1002 nucleotides long. RefSeq lists its product as uncharacterized. NCBI's taxonomy places the organism in Eukaryota, Metazoa, Arthropoda, Insecta, Lepidoptera, Bombycidae. The record is from RefSeq and is a predicted model, not a curated record.
ACAACACUUUUCCUUGUAAAACGUAAUAGUACGUUCUGUAAAAUAGUAGUGAAUUUUUUUAUUGUAUCGCGUAACAUUAUGGCAAUAAGGAAACUGUUGAUAAUCAUCACUUUCGCUGCGCUGGUGUGCUCAAGCGAAAUAGAAGAUGGUGAACACAAGAAGAGAGGAGUGAAAGGGACAGCGUUGAAUUCAGUUUCAACAAGUGCUCAGAAACCUGACUACACAUACAGUAUUUACACUCAGAAUCCUAGUACGCAGAGUGCUACGUCAAGCCAGACAUACCAAAGUCAAGUACCAAACUCGUACUAUCCCAGCCAGGGUAGCAGUCAGUACUACACAUCAGGGAAUUCGCAAGCAGAUACAUCGCAAACAUAUUCCGCGCAGCCACAAGUCAAUGCUACACCCCAACAAGGCACGUCCCACUACUUGCCUAUUAACUAUGUUCCAAGUCCUGGAUACCUAAGUAGAUAUCAAGUCGCGCCGAGUAAAACAUCGAGUAACGCGCAAGUAGCUUUCGUUCCACAACCAAAUCAUUAUCCGCAACAGCAAAUAUUCGCAUUCCCUCAAAUACCUCAUAGCUACUUUUCGCCGAACACAGCUAAUCAGGUGCAUCCUCAUCAUAAUGCGUUCGUUAGUCAAAUCCCACAAUUUAACUAUCAACCGUUGUCACUAGGAUCAUUAUUCGGGCACCCUUCAGGCACCGUAGUACUGGGUCAGUCCAGUCAACCUGCACACAACAAUCUUUUGUACCCGAAUCCAGUUCAGAAUUACUUUACUCCGGCUUCUCAGUCUAAUCAAUAUUCACAAAGUAAAUAUUCAUCGUAUGUCUCUCCAGUGCAAUCGGAAUAUGACAAAGUCCAAGGCGCUUUAGCCCAAACGAAAGAAGAAAAUGAGAUUGUGACACAGAAUUCUGAAUACGCCGGUACAUCCGAUCCGAAUUCAAGUUACAAGAAUUCUUAUAGCGGCCGUUCUGCUUAUGCCAAAUUGUCAUAGUAACUAUUA